CGAGCCGCCGGCGGCGGGGCGAGGGGGUGCGCCCCGAUGAGCCCCGAGUGCGAGGAGCCGCCGCCCCGCCGCGCAGGGCGCCAUGUUUUGGAAGUUUGACCUGCACACAAGCUCGCACCUGGAUACACUGCUGGAGCGGGAGGACCUGAGCCUGUCCGAGCUGCUGGAUGAGGAGGACGUGUUGCAGGAGUGCAAGGUCGUCAACCGCAAGCUGCUGGACUUCUUGCUGCAGCCACCACACCUGCAGGCCAUGGUGUCCUGGGUCACCCAGGAGCCACCAGCCAGUGGUGAGGAGAGGCUGCGCUACAAGUACCCCAGUGUGGCCUGCGAGAUUCUGACCUCGGACGUGCCCCAGAUCAACGAUGCCCUGGGUGCAGAUGAGUCCCUCCUGAGCCGGCUCUAUGGCUUCCUGCAGAGCAGUGACAGCCUUAACCCGCUGCUCGCCAGCUUUUUUAGCAAGGUCAUGGGCAUCCUCAUCAACCGCAAGACAGACCAGCUCGUGUCCUUCCUACGCAAGAAGGAUGACUUCGUGGACCUGCUGUUGCGGCACAUUGGCACCUCGGCCAUCAUGGACCUCCUCUUGCGCCUGCUUACCUGUGUGGAGCGGCCCCAGCUGCGGCAGGAUGUCUUCAAUUGGCUCAAUGAGGAGAAGAUUGUCCAGCGGCUGAUCGAGCAGAUCCACCCAUCCAAGGAUGACAAUCAACAUUCCAACGCGUCCCAGUCCCUGUGCGACAUCAUCCGCCUGAGCCGGGACCUGAUGAUCCAAGGCCAGGACAGCCCGGAGCCUGACCAGCUGUUGGCCACCCUGGAGAAGCAGGAGACCAUCGAGCAGCUCCUGAGCAACAUGUUUGAGGGAGAGCAGAACCAGUCAGUCAUUGUCAGUGGGAUCCAGGUGCUGCUGACCCUUUUGGAGCCCAGGAGGCCAAGGUCGGAUGCUGUGACCAUGAACAACUUCUUCAGCAGUGUGGAUGGCCAGCUAGAGCUCCUGGCCCAGGGUGCCCUGGACAGCAUGGCAUCCAGUGUGGGUGCCUUGCACGCCCUGCGCCCGCGACUCAGCUGCUUCCACCAGCUCCUACUUGAGCCUCCCGAGCUGGAGCCACUGCGGAUGACAUGGGGAAGCCUGGCCCCACCACUGGGCAACACACGUUUGCAUGUAGUCAAGCUCCUGGCCAGCGCCCUGAGUGCCAAUGAUGCUGCCCUGACACAGGAGCUCCUGUUGCUGGAUGUGCCUAACACCAUGCUGGACCUCUUCUUCCACUAUGUCUUCAACAACUUCCUGCAUGCUCAAGUGGAGGUGUGUGUGAGCGCCAUGCUGAGCUCGGGGGCCCCUCCUGACAGCAGCUCUGAGACACCUGCUCCAAACCCUGUGGUGAAACAUCUGCUGCAACACUGCCGCCUGGUGGAGCGCAUCUUGACCUCCUGGGAGGAAAACGACCGUGUACAGUCUGGGGGGGGCCCAAGGAAAGGCUACAUGGGCCACCUGACACGGGUGGCCAACGCACUGGUGCAGAAUGCAGAGCAGGGGCCCAAUGCCGAGCAGCUGGGGCAGCUGCUGAAGGAACUGCCAGGUGAACAGCGGGAGCGGUGGGAGGCGUUUGUGUCAGGACCUCUGGCAGAGACCAACAAGAGGAACACUGUGGACCUGGUGAACACCCGCCAUCUGCACUCCUCCAGUGACGACGAGGACGACCGGCUCAAGGAGUUCAACUUCCCCGAGGAGGCUGUGCUGCAGCAGGCCUUCAUGGACUUCCAGAUGCAGCGCAUGACCUCGGCCUUCAUCGACCACUUUGGCUUCAAUGAUGAGGAAUUUGGGGAGCAGGAGGAGAGUGUGAACGCGCCUUUUGACAAGACAGCCAACAUCACCUUCUCCCUCCAUGCGGAUGACGAGAACCCCAAUGCCAACUUGCUCGAGAUAUGCUAUAAGGACCGCAUCCAGCAGUUUGAUGAUGAGGAGGAGGAGGAAGAGGAUGAGGAGGAGGGCCCGGGUUCUGGGGAGUCGGAUGGAGAGUAUGGUGCUUGGCAGGGCAGCCAGCUGGUGAGGACAGCCCGCUUGGGCCAACCCCCUGGAGUCCGGAGUGGAGGCAGCACAGACAGUGAGGACGAGGAGGAAGAGGAGGAAGACGAGGAGGAGGCUGAUGGCAGGGCAGCCCGUGUUCGGGUUGACCCCACUUCCUACCCCACAGCUGGCUCUCUGCCUCCUGGCCCAAGCUGGACCGCCACCUUUGACCCAGUGCCUAUGGAUGCCCCAAUGGACCCCCAAGUCUCCGGGGAGGAGGAGCUACACUCUGGGCCUCCAGCACCUGCGGGGCCCCUUGACAUGCCGCCCACCCAGAGCCUGACCAGUCCUUCAGCCCUCAGUGCCCUGCAGCUCAGGUCUCAGGACCCCACGCCCACCUCAGCACCUCAGGAAGUCACAGAUGAUAGCAAAGUGACAGAGUCCUCUGCCCCUUGCCAGGCCUUGGUUAGCAUCGAGGGCCUCCAGGCCACCCUGCAUGGGAUGCGCUCCACCCCCAGCAACUUGGACAGUGCCACCAGAGACCCCUCUACCUCCAUCCCAGCCUCCGGGGCCCACCAGUCCUCCAAGACCACGGAGUGGGAGAAGAGCCCAGGGCCCAUGGAGCUCCCCCCAGGCCAGAGUGCCCAGGCCCUUGAGCCUCCUCCAGUGCCCAACGGCUCUGCCCCUGGAGGGCCCAUCUCCCCAGGCUCCCAGUAGCUGCCUGGUGGUGGUGGCGGCCAGAUCCUCCGUCCUUUCCGUGGACCCCAGUGGGGCAGGGUGGGUCCCAAGAUGCCCCCUGCUCCUGUCACCCCCUUUCUUCACAUUCUCUCCUCUGGAUUCCCAGGAGGCUGGUGCCAGGGAGACAAGCCCCCACCCACCCCCAUUUGCACUGAGAAGAGAAAUUACGGAGCUUUGUCUCCUAGAAUAAAGAUAGAGAGUCAUGUGGAAAGAAGGAAGAAAGAGAGACAUAUAUUAUAUAUUAUAUAUAUACUGAGAAGGAGAGAAGAAGCUGGGAUGCCGCGUAGGGUCCGUGGCUCCGAAGCACACCCUCCCUGUCUAUCCUGGUGGGGGCUGGCUCUGGGGUCCUGAGGCUGCUGCCGUGCCCCAGUUCUGUGUUCUGUGGUUCCGGUGCCGAUGCCCGUGCCCAUGCCCACAUCCAGCCUUUCAGCUCAGGUCCACCUUGGGGGAAAGCCUGCGAGGGUGUCGGGCCCGAGUGGGGCUGUGCCUUCGCUCAGACCCUGCACUUUCACCCAGGCGCCUGGCCCUGGGGAGUGGGGCCUCCCUGGCAACAUCCCCAGGGGCCCUGAAUCAGUUUGGCUGGGCCCCCUUGCCCAGGGGCCUGGGGUCCCAGCCCUGCUGCCAUGUGGCCUUGUCCCCCCUCCCCCAGCCUGGCGUGAGUGUGCGAGUGUUCGUGCUGAGCUUCUAUUUCAUAUUGCAAAUAUAAAUAAAGGAAGACUGUUUACGAUU
Marmota flaviventris (yellow-bellied marmot) is the source of this 3463-nucleotide messenger RNA. It is a transcript of the gene Ppp6r1, whose product is annotated as protein phosphatase 6 regulatory subunit 1. Gene Ontology annotation, molecular function: protein phosphatase binding; protein phosphatase regulator activity. Gene Ontology annotation, cellular component: nucleus; cytosol. The record is from RefSeq and is a predicted model, not a curated record. Lineage: Eukaryota; Metazoa; Chordata; Mammalia; Rodentia; Sciuridae.